UGGUCUCACCAACAACAAACAUGGUGCGGAGUGGUGUGAUCGAGGAUAAAUUGUGUCACUUGGGCAAUCACCCGAGAUCGACUGACCAUUGCGGAGGUAUUUUUAUUAGUUUGUUAAGUUACAGUUUAAUUGUCGACGGUUGUUACUGACAAGAGCACGUUGUCACGGACUUUCUGAUUGGUAUUCUGUUGAAGUUGGCACUUUUUCAACGCACGUGCUGACACUGCCAUAGACUCCACAAAGUGUCUGACGAGGGAAAUCGACAAAUCGCAGUGGAAUCCCUCGCUCACGAUGGAUUUGUUACGCUCAGUGUCCCACCCUGACGAAAUUCUGGCAUUAGUGCGCUACAAGCUAGGAGACUGUCGGGCAGUCUUGCCACAGUGUGAUCCGGAGUUGAUGAGCCCGACUUUGAGGAAGUGUUAUGACUAUCUGAGACUGACGAGCCGCAGCUUUGCUGCUGUCAUCCAGGCGCUCGAUGAUGAACUAAGGGAUUCAGUGUGCAUAUUUUACCUGGUUCUACGGGCUCUGGACACUGUUGAGGAUGACAUGACAAUACCCAACAAAGUGAAGCUGCCCAUCCUCAGGUCCUUCUACAAGAACCUGCUGGACCCCAAGUGGUGCUACACAGAGAGCAAGGAGAAGGACAGGAUAGUGCUGGACGACUUCCCAACGAUAUCAUAUGAAUUCCGUCAGCUGUCAGCAGUAUCAAGGGAAGUGAUUUCAGACAUAUGUCGGCAGAUGGGGGAAGGCAUGUGUGUGUACAUGGAGAGGAAUGUGGAGACUCUAGCAGACUGGGAUGAGUAUUGUCACUAUGUGGCUGGACUCAUUGGAAUUGGUCUAUCAAAGCUGUUCUCUGCUUCUGGUCUGGAGGGGGAGUUUGUUGGGAAAGACUUGGAUUUAGCCAACAGAAUGGGUCUCUUCCUUCAGAGGACAAACAUCAUCCGAGACUACCUGGAGGACAGUGAGGAGGGCCGUGAGUUCUGGCCUAAACAGGUAUGGAGCAAGUAUGCAAAAAAUCUGCGUGACUUUGCUCACCCACAUCACAGGGGAGAAGCUGUGAACUGUCUGAAUGAUCUCAUCACCAGGACCUUGGAGCUCAUACCUGACUGCAUCAAAUACAUGUCUCGACUACAGAACAAGUCUGUCUUUCAGUUUUGUGCAAUCCCACAGGUGAUGGCUAUUGCUACCCUGGAGCGGUGCUACAGCAAUCCCAGCGUGUUUACUGGUGUUGUGAAGAUCAGGAAGGGGGAGGCAGUCAAGAUGAUCAUGGGGUCUAGCUCCACAGAGAAAGUCAAAGCCAUCAUGGUCCACUAUACUAACGAGAUUGCAGGUCGCAUUCCCGCCAAGGAUCCAAAUGCAGAGAAAACAAGAAAACUGUGUGAAGAUGUCCUGGCCUGCUGCAAGACAAAACAUGAAUACACCACAUCAAGUAUCUACCCUCCGCUCUACGUUUCCUGUGCUAUGAUGCUGGUAGCCAUAUCCUACAACUACUGGUCCCAGAUAGAAGCUGUGUAUCACUCAAUGACGUAACAGUGUGGAUAGAGGUGCUCUGUUGUGUGACGCUUCUAGCCAUAUCCUACAACGUCUGGUCUGAUAGACACUGUCUAUCAUUAGAUGACUAAACAACCUUCGAUAGAGGUGCUCUGUUGUGUGUCCUGUGCAAUGAUGCUGCCAACCGUAGCCAGUAUUUACUAGUCCAGAGAGAUGUCCUCUAUAGCCAUUUUCCACAACUAUUUGUGCAGAGACGGGUCACAAAUAACAUUUGUCUGUGGAGCAGGAAAGAUUUUGUGCAGAGUUCAGUCCCCUGAAUGACCUUUUGUCUGCAUCACUUUGGGGUUUCGUUCUCACUGUAAGCAGAAAUAUCUAAAUAAAUUCUUUUGCUGUCAACAACAAGCCCAACACACCCCUUGGAGCAGACUCUCUCCAGAGGUCAAAUAUGAAUAUCAGUCUGUUGCUACUAGACAUACUUUAUUGUCAUGUUUAGAGUGUGUUUACAAAAUUCUUGCCUUUUUGGUAUAUUUGUCUUUGGUCUUCUUCGUAACUACACAUGGACUCCUGUAACUAUUUAUGUAUUCAAGGCAUCAUGGAUGGAUGAUACCCAAGGUGAAGGUCAUUGGUUUUUCAAGUCAGUGUCAAUUUGUCCGUAUUUAUGCUUGAAUGUUCAUUAGGGCAGUGAUGAUAUGUCACAUAUUAAAGAGAUAUAUACCAUCAUCAAUGUUUGGAAUUUCCUGUAUUUCCGAACUGAUUUGGAUCUGAUUUAAUGAGGUCAUGAUGAUUAUAGGUGGUUUUGAUUUCAUGUGAAUUAAAUGAAAACUGAGUUGUGUCUGUUACUGUAUGUAGUGCAGCUAGAUGUCCGGUGUUACAUAUCAGCAUUUGUGUUGCUUACCAUUCCAUAGUGAGGAUCAAUGAUAAUAUGUAUACACUUGUAGAGUGUGAGAGAGAUAGAACCAUAGGAUCGUUUCUUUUCACCAUAGUUAUAUAUAACAUGACCAAGUUGAACUGAGUGUUCCAGGGGUUUUAUUUCUGGCUGAGGAUGUAAAGGUUUUGAAAUGAGUCCUUUUGGCUGUUACAUGACAUCUUGGAGGUCACACAGCACCUAAAGAAUCUUUGCUUUCAUGUGAAGUCCCAAGGGAGCUCAAGGCAUCUGUAAUAGGUCUGUUACUUGUCAGUAUGGGUCCACUAGAUAAUUUUAGCGUUCAUGUUUACGCACAAUUUACCAAGUGGCUGUGUGGUGUAUGUAUUGUGUGUUUUAUCACUAUCUGUGAUACAAGAUAUUUUUGCAAUAAAAUAUUAUUAAACUGA
Haliotis rubra (blacklip abalone) is the source of this 2802-nucleotide messenger RNA. Its product is annotated as squalene synthase-like. The record is from RefSeq and is a predicted model, not a curated record. Lineage: Eukaryota; Metazoa; Mollusca; Gastropoda; Lepetellida; Haliotidae. Gene Ontology annotation, biological process: cholesterol biosynthetic process; farnesyl diphosphate metabolic process. Gene Ontology annotation, molecular function: squalene synthase [NAD(P)H] activity. The transcript has 9 exons. Gene Ontology annotation, cellular component: endoplasmic reticulum membrane. Bases 292 to 1530 code for a protein of 412 amino acids.